Venustampulla echinocandica is the source of this 3687-nucleotide messenger RNA. Its product is annotated as putative DNA repair and recombination protein RAD26. Gene Ontology annotation, cellular component: nucleus. The transcript has a single exon. Gene Ontology annotation, molecular function: ATP-dependent chromatin remodeler activity; ATP binding. Bases 1 to 3687 code for a protein of 1228 amino acids. NCBI's taxonomy places the organism in Eukaryota, Fungi, Ascomycota, Leotiomycetes, Helotiales, Pleuroascaceae. The record is from RefSeq and is a predicted model, not a curated record. Gene Ontology annotation, biological process: transcription-coupled nucleotide-excision repair.
AUGGAGCGUGAGGACGAACCUGUAGCUGUACUCGACCCCGAGUGUCGCCCCUCGUCCGCCCAUGAGGACGACCCCGACCUCAAACUAAAAAUGGAGGGAACGGAUACCAUAGCAGAAGUUCCUGCAGCUGUCGCAGAAAAUGCAAAUGCAAGUCUUGCAAACGAUGCCGUCGUCGCAGAUCAUUUGGCGACUGAUGAGGCGAGUGCUCUCCAAGGCUUGACGGAGAACGUCCGGGAUCAAGAUGACCUAGAACGAGACAUUACAAACCAAGCCAACUUGGCGAUGAUUGAGCAGGAGGACGAGCGGGAUCAGAAACGAAUCGACAAGGUUAAUAACAAUAUCGACAAGCUGGACGGAAAGUUGCGGAUCCAAAAGCGACGCCUACAAACACUAGAGAACAACCCUCUCAUGCAUCGAAGAUGCCUAGAGGAAAUCGAUCGCAUUGAGGCGGAAAUCAAGGGUUUCAAGAAAGAUAUAACCGACAUACAAAAGCGUAUCGAUGAGAGACACCAAUAUGGCGACGCUAGAGAUAGUCAAGCGGAUGCUGCUGGUGGCAACCAAAGAAUGCCAAAUGAAACCCAAAGAGAUUUCCUCAUUCGGACCGGAAAGAUCACACCCUUUGCUCGCAUUCCUACGAGAAUUUCGGAAGCUUUGCCUGGCAAUCUUACUGAUGUGUUGAUAGAUGCCGAGGAAGAGGUAGAAGAAGAGGAGCAAUUAGUAGCUGAAGGGCGGGAAGCCGAGCCCAGAUCCCAUCAAAACCUGCGAUUGCCUGGUUUUGCCGAUGUUCCUGAGAGCGGUACCAGCACUCCUGAAAGCGAGUUCUCUCUUCGCCCUCGGAAAAAGAGGAGAUUAGGAGAUAGGUCUCUGGAAUCCCCACCACAGACUCGUGGAACUUUAUCCGACGAGGAGGCUGCCGAUAGCUUCGCCCCUGGAAUCUCGGAUGAUGAUAUCGAUGAUUUCAUUGAAGAGGAUGAGGAUGACAGUGCCAUGACCUCAGGUAUUUCGAGGAAGAGAGCUCGUGCCAAGGCUGGCGAUGAGCAGAAAGUAGACAUUUCUGGCAUCGAUGAUGGAAAUGAGCAAAUGUAUCAGGCAAGGCUAAAGAGGUGGGUUGAGAAGAGAAGCAUGGCACGGCGGCGCAGAUUACAGCAAAAUGAAGCUACCGAAGAAGAAAUUGCUGCUGAGAAUGCAGAUGAAGAAGAGUGGUUCAAACCAUGCCCGGACGCGCCAGACCAUCAUUUUGAUAAUGGCAUCACGCUCCCUGGAGACAUCUAUCCGGCCUUAUUCGACUACCAAAAAACCGGUGUUCAAUGGCUUGGAGAACUAUAUACUCAAGAGGUCGGUGGUAUCAUUGGUGAUGAGAUGGGGCUCGGGAAGACAAUCCAAAUCAUAUCAUUCCUAGCCGGCCUACAUUACAGCAAGAAAUUGACAAAGCCUAUCAUCGUUGUUGCUCCAGCCACCGUGCUUCGACAAUGGGUUAAUGAAUUCCAUCGAUGGUGGCCACCUCUACGAGUGUCAAUUCUCCACAGCUCCGGCAGUGGUAUGUUGAAUGUUGGGAGUGAAGGCCGAAUUGAAGAAAUCGAGGAGCUGUACGGCCACACGCAGAGAAAACCACCCAAGUCAUCAAAAGCCGCAAGGAAGGUUGUGGAUCGGGUCGUGCAACAUGGCCAUGUCCUCGUCACCACUUACGCUGGUCUGCAGACUUAUUCUGAUGAACUUAUUCCUGUAGACUGGGGAUACGCUGUGCUCGACGAAGGCCAUAAGAUCCGAAACCCAAACACUGCCAUCACCAUCCAUUGCAAGGAGCUGAGAACUGCGAAUCGAGUGAUCCUCUCUGGCACCCCCAUGCAGAAUAAUCUCAUUGAACUCUGGUCACUUUUCGACUUUGUUUUCCCUAUGCGGCUUGGCACCUUGGUCAAUUUCCGACAAGCAUUUGAAGUGCCUAUCCGACUGGGAGGCUAUGCCAAUGCUACUAAUUUGCAAGUGUUAACUGCUACCAAGUGUGCAGAGACACUUAAAAAUACUAUUAGUCCGUAUCUCCUGCAACGACUAAAGGUCGACGUUGCUUCGGAUCUUCCUAAAAAGAGCGAGCAGGUGCUAUUCUGUAAGCUCACGAAGCCUCAACGGGAUGCUUACGAGAUGUUUCUUUCGUCUGAUGAAAUGACUUCCAUCUUGAACCAUAAACGGCAGUCGCUGUACGGGAUCGAUAUCUUGCGUAAGAUCUGCAAUCACCCAGAUCUUCUCGACCCCCGGCUGAGAGGCAAACCUGGCUAUAAAUGGGGAAAUCCAAAUAAGUCAGGGAAAAUGCAGGUCGUGAAGGCUCUCUUGGAAACAUGGAAGCGUUUCGGCCACAAAACAUUGCUAUUCAGCCAAGGAGUCCUGAUGCUUAAUAUCAUCGAAGAGUUCAUCCGCAGCCAGGAUGGUUUCAACUAUCUGCGUAUGGAUGGUAGCACCAACAUCAAGGAGAGGCAAACUCUUGUGGACCGCUUCAACAACGACCCGGAUCUGCAUGUCUUCUUGCUUACCACAAAGGUGGGCGGUCUUGGUGUCAACCUCACUGGCGCCAGUCGUGUUAUAAUAUUUGAUCCAGAUUGGAAUCCGUCAACAGAUAUUCAGGCCCGGGAACGCGCCUGGCGAUUAGGGCAGAAAAAAGAGGUUACCAUCUACCGGUUGAUGACGGCUGGUACAAUCGAGGAGAAGAUAUACCAUCGACAGAUCUUCAAGCAAUUUCUGACAAACAAAAUCAUGAAAGACCCGAAGCAACGCCAGACAUUCCAAAUGAAGGACCUAUACGACCUAUUUACUCUCGGCAGUGCAGAAGAUGGUUAUACAGAGACAGGCGAAAUGUUCAAAGGUACUGAAGUUAACUUCAACAAUGUACCGGAGCGCGCAGCACUGGAAGAUUCUCCUGGCUCUGAAAACGCACAUGCAUCGUCCGCGACACCGAACGGAGUGGCUUCCGAAGCGGCUGCCGAGUUGAAUGUGAAAGCAGAACCAAUGCAGGGUGAUGCUGAAAAUGAAAUCCGAAACCUCAACGGUGUCUCUAGCCUUGAGGCGUUCCGGGGUGAUCCAUCCGAAGAAAAGCCAUCAUCUGACGAAGCCAGACUGAUGGAAGGAAUCUUUGCACGCUCAGGCGUCCACAGUGCUCUCGAACAUGACCAGAUCAUCAAUGGCAAACGGAAAGUAGCUGCUGAUCGCGGCAUGAUAGAGCGCGAGGCGAAGAAAGUAGCCGCGGAAGCAGCAACCGAACUUCGCAAAGCUGGAGAAGCCGCACGAAAUGUUGAGCCAGGCACGGUGACUUGGACAGGAGAAUUCGGCUCCGCAGGAAGACCAGUAAAUAUCCGCAGAGGCGCAGGACCCAGCUCAGCUGGUAUUCUUGCAUCGCUUGCUAAUCGACAGGGUCUUUCGAGUCCCCAUCCCGCAAGUUCAAGCAGUUCUCGCUCUGGAACUCCAGGUGCCGCCGACAGAGUACCCAGAGGAAAGGAUUUCAUGAAGCUCAUCCGAGAUUUCAUCAGGAGACAGGGUGGCUCCGUACCUAGCCAGGCACUCGUCAACCAUUUUGAUCGCAUGUGCAAGACGCCUGUGCAGACCCAGGAAUUCAAACAUAUGCUUGGCGAGAUUGCUAAGUUGGAGAAGGGUGGAAAUAGUAGAAUGAGGGGUAAAUGGGUUUUGAAGGAUGAAUUCAAGUGA